Messenger RNA from Cucurbita moschata (crookneck pumpkin), 2369 nucleotides. Its product is annotated as sterol 3-beta-glucosyltransferase UGT80A2. The record is from RefSeq and is a predicted model, not a curated record. Gene Ontology annotation, biological process: carbohydrate metabolic process. Gene Ontology annotation, molecular function: UDP-glycosyltransferase activity; hexosyltransferase activity. The transcript is spliced from 14 exons. The coding region runs from base 210 to 2072 and encodes 620 amino acids. NCBI's taxonomy places the organism in Eukaryota, Viridiplantae, Streptophyta, Magnoliopsida, Cucurbitales, Cucurbitaceae.
CCUACAAGUCGUCCCCACAGCUCAAGCUCUCCGAUGAAGAACGUGCCGUCUCUUCUUUUCUCUACAACAACGGUAACAACAAAAAGUGAUAAAGAAGCUUGAAAGAUUCAUUUUCUCUUCUCAAUUCUUUCCUAAGAAUCAAUUUUCUUGCUCGCAAUCAUUGGAUCUGAAUUGCGUAACCUUCCCACGCUUCUUCCGGCGCCGACGCGAUGAGGGAGACGCUCGAGAGGCAUCCGAGUUCGUCCUUGAGUUCCUCCGAAGUUGAUGUAAGCAUCGAGCGUGAUGUGAGGAGGGAGAAUGGUAGUGGUAGCGAUGCAAUGGUUAGCAGGGAAGCUGGAAUUGAAGAUGAUGUUACUCCGAAAAGUAAUAGUGGAGAUGGCUCUCCAGGUAUCUCUGGCAAGACUCUACUUAAAGUCAACACCAUGCCAAUACAAAAAUCAAAUAUUGACCAGUUGGAAUCUGAUUUGAGCCAGCCUAAAUUGGAAAGAUCAAAGACUGAGGUGCACAAACAGAAGUUUCUUGCUGAAGAGGCAGCUAAAAUUUUUGAUGACAAUAUUUCUGCUCAUAGAAAGCUGAAAUUGUUAAACAGAAUAGCGACAGUGAAAGAUGAUGGAACUGUGGAAUUUGAAAUCCCUGUAGACGUUGCAGCACCUCUUGGCAUUGGUGCAAAGGAAGUCUCUCAUGAUAUUAUUGAAGAAGAACCUCUUGAAGCAACAGACCUCCAAGAUAUUCCACCUUUGCAAAUAGUAAUGCUUAUUGUUGGAACACGUGGAGAUGUACAGCCAUUUGUAGCAAUUGGAAAGCGUCUACAGGAUUAUGGUCAUCGUGUUAGACUUGCUACUCAUUCAAAUUUCAAGGAGUUUGUUUUAACUGCUGGGCUGGAGUUUUUUGCUCUUGGUGGAGAUCCUAAGAUUCUUGCUGGCCACAUGGUAAAAAACAAAGGUUUCUUGCCCUCGGGGCCUUCUGAAAUACCUGUUCAAAGGAAUCAAAUGAAGGAAAUCAUUUAUUCGCUACUUCCAGCUUGCAAAGAACCUGAUCCUGAAACUGGUAUUUCCUUCAACGCAGAAGCUAUCAUUGCCAACCCACCAGCUUACGGACAUACUCAUGUAGCAGAGGCACUUAAAAUUCCAAUUCACAUAUUUUUCACAAUGCCAUGGACGCCAACAAGUGAAUUUCCUCAUCCUUUAUCCCGUGUCAAGCAACAGGCUGGCUAUCGGCUCUCGUAUCAAAUUGUCGACUCCUUAAUUUGGCUUGGGAUACGAGACAUGAUUAACGAUCUUAGGAAGAAAAGGCUGAAGCUACGACCUGUUACUUAUUUAAGUGGUUCACAUGCCUCUGAAUCAAGUGUACCACAUGGGUAUAUAUGGAGCCCACAUCUUGUUCCUAAACCAAAAGAUUGGGGGCCUAAGGUGGACGUGGUCGGAUUUUGCUUCCUUGAUCUUGCAUCAAGUUAUGAACCUCCUGAGUCGCUCGUAAAUUGGCUUAAGGCUGGUGACAAGCCCAUUUAUAUCGGUUUUGGUAGCCUUCCUGUUCAAGAACCUGCAAAGAUGACCCAAAUAAUUGUAAAAGCGCUGGAACUUACUAGACAGAGAGGCAUCAUCAACAAAGGAUGGGGCGGUCUCGGAAAUUUGGAAGAACCAAAGGACUUCGUAUAUUUAUUGGACAACUGCCCUCAUGAUUGGCUAUUCUUACAGUGCAAGGCUGUGGUGCAUCAUGGAGGUGCUGGAACAACAGCUGCUGGACUAAAAGCUGCUUGCCCAACCACGAUCGUUCCUUUCUUUGGAGAUCAACCGUUUUGGGGCGAGCAGGUACAUGCUAGAGGAGUUGGUCCUUCACCCAUCCCCGUUGAAGAGUUCUCGCUUAACAAGUUGGUGGAUGCCAUAAACUUCAUGCUAGAUCCAACGGUAAAGAAGUCUGCUGUCGAGCUUGCCAAGGCCAUGGAGAACGAGGAUGGAGUAGAAGGAGCUGUGAAAGCCUUCUUCAAGCAUUAUCGUCCAAGAAAGACCGAACCGGAGUCAGAGCCAGAGGACUCGACCGUUUUCUCUAUGCGUAGAUGCUUUGGCUGUUCUUGAUUCGAUGGUGUGCGAGAUAUCCUCGACACAACCUUCCAUUAACAGAUAUGGCAUACCCCUCCUUUGAAACAUGGGCAAAUGUCCUGAGCAGUGGGGUAUGUCAUGAGGUAAAUAUUUAUAAUGUUGGUAAUCUCUAUAUAGCCUGAGAAUGGCGCUUUGCACAUUUUUAUUUGCUGUUAUCAGUGUUCUUUCUAAGCAUUUCACGUGUAAUUUCAUUCAUCCCUUUCCCACUUUCAAAUCUAUAUUUUUUGAGCUAUCUGUUGUGAUUGUGAAGUAAAUAUGUGCAGGUUUUUAGGU